Messenger RNA from Ostrinia nubilalis (European corn borer), 3596 nucleotides. RefSeq names its product 5'-AMP-activated protein kinase catalytic subunit alpha-2 (gene AMPKalpha). Gene Ontology annotation, cellular component: cytoplasm. NCBI's taxonomy places the organism in Eukaryota, Metazoa, Arthropoda, Insecta, Lepidoptera, Crambidae. The coding region runs from base 228 to 1772 and encodes 514 amino acids. Gene Ontology annotation, biological process: protein phosphorylation; intracellular signal transduction. The transcript is spliced from 8 exons. The record is from RefSeq and is a predicted model, not a curated record. Gene Ontology annotation, molecular function: ATP binding; protein serine/threonine kinase activity.
AACUUUAAUUGACGUUUCUUACUUUCUUCAUCUCGUGUUUUUCCGUAAAAAAUUAGAUUUUUUUAAUUAGUAUUUUUGGUUAAAUUACUCUUCUUCAACGUAACCAUGAACUGUACAUAAUGAAAUAAUUAGUGAAACUAAGAUAGUGCCCAUUUUUUUUGGUGUUUUGAUGUAGUUUUGUUUAGGUGUUAUUGCCUUGUUUUCAAGUUAUUGUUAACCUAGUAAAUAUGUCUGAGAAACCCGUGGCUGCGAGUGGCAACCAGCCCAUCGUGAAGAUUGGGCACUACACGCUGGGGGCCACUCUUGGGGUGGGCACCUUCGGCAAGGUAAAGAUAGGCGAGCACCAACUGACGAAGCACAAAGUGGCUGUGAAGAUCCUCAAUAGACAGAAAAUAAAGUCCCUAGACGUGGUUGGAAAGAUCAGACGAGAGAUACAGAACCUCAAGCUGUUCAGGCACCCACAUAUUAUAAAACUGUACCAGGUGAUAUCCACACCAACUGACAUCUUCAUGAUUAUGGAAUAUGUGUCUGGCGGGGAGCUCUUUGACUACAUCGUAAAGCGUGGAAAACUGCAGGAACACGAGGCACGGCGGUUUUUCCAACAGAUCAUCUCCGGAGUCGACUACUGCCACCGACAUAUGAUUGUGCACCGGGACUUAAAGCCAGAGAACCUCCUAUUAGACCAUAAUAUGCACGUCAAGAUUGCAGACUUUGGUCUGUCUAACAUGAUGAUGGACGGAGAAUUUUUACGGACUUCGUGUGGGUCUCCAAAUUAUGCAGCUCCUGAGGUUAUUUCAGGGAAGUUGUAUGCAGGUCCAGAAGUAGACGUAUGGUCUUGUGGCGUCAUUCUUUACGCUUUGCUAUGUGGUACAUUGCCUUUCGAUGAUGAACAUGUUCCGACUCUCUUCCGGAAGAUCAAAUCGGGCAUAUUCCCGAUACCUGAGUACUUAAACAAGAGUGUUGUGAGUCUGUUAUGCAUGAUGCUUCAAGUGGACCCAAUGAAACGGGCCAGUAUUGAGGACGUGAAGAAACAUGACUGGUUCCAAAAGGAUCUACCGGGGUAUCUGUUCCCAUCCCCUGUAGAACAGGACAGCAGUGUAAUUGACACGGAAGCUAUAGCAGAAGUGUGCGAGAAGUUUGGAGUUAAAGAGCACGAAGUACAUAAUGCUUUGUUGAGCGGAGACCCGCACGACCAACUGGCUAUCGCUUACCACCUAAUUAUAGACAAUAAACGUAUUGCUGACGAAGCCGCUAAGGCUGAAAUCAAGGACUUUUAUGUAGCUAAUAAUUCCCCGCCGGCCACGAGCGAGAGUUCCCGGCCGCACCCCGAGCGUAUUGCGCCGCUGCGGGACAAGCCCGCGCCCGCCGCGCUUCCCCAGGCGGACAAGAAGGGAACACCUGUUAAGAGAGCGAAGUGGCACCUGGGCAUCCGCUCUCAAAGCAAGCCCAACGACAUCAUGCUGGAGGUGUUCCGCGCCAUGAAGGCGCUCGACUACGAGUGGAAGGUCAUCAACCCCUACCACGUGAGGGUGCGGACACUAAACAAAAUGACGGACAAGUUCGUGAAGAUGUCGCUUCAGCUGUACCAGGUGGACUACAAGUCCUACCUGCUGGACUUCAAGUCGCUGUCCGGCGAGCGCGAGGACAGCGACGACGAGCCCGCCUCGCCCAUGGCGCCGCCGCCGCCCGCCACGCCCACCACGCCGCAAGGUCACCACACUAUGGAGUUCUUCGAGAUGUGUGCAGCGCUCAUCAUCCAGCUCGCUCGGUAACUCGCCGCGCCUCGCUCGUAGACGGAACAUGCCUUGAGACUUGUAUUCUAAACACACCGAAGAAAUUGACGUGAAUUCAAACCAAAGGAAAUGGAGUCAUAAAAUGACAAUCACGCGUCAAUCUUGGCGUCAAACGCUUGACAGUGACGCGCUUAUCAGACUGCUUAAGCUUUUAGUCGCUUACUUUUACCGUUUUUUAUAUUAUGAAUUAUUCACGUCCCGUGUUUUGACCAGAUAAUAAUAUAAAUGAAAACAUUAAUUGUGCAAUAAUAAAAAAAAAACUCAUCAAAGUCCAAGGCAUGACCUAGUGUUCCCUAAAUCUCCACUAAUAAAAAAAUCAGCUAACAUCAUUUCAGUAUCCUAUUAAAACUUUGAAGUAUUCGCUUUACUUAGGUCCCCAUGUUACGAUAUACUUCAUACAAAUAGACUGAGGCGAAGUUCAAAGUAAUUUAAAAGAGUAUCGACCUUCCUGUAGGUGUAUAUUUUAUUUCGAUUACGAAUUUCGACAAAGUGCUUGCUACACGGGUCCACAAAAGACAAUCAAACACUCGUGUGGUGCAUCGAGUAAAACCAGAGACAAAUACAGAUAAAAUAUCACAAACCAUAGAGAAGUGGGCGUGGCUUCUCACCCACACGAGUGUUGUCUUUGCCCACGGCCACAGACCCGUGUGGUCAGCCCUUAACAUGGGAAAGUUAAUUUCAUUAUGAAAAGUAACAUUUUCAGCUAAUAUUAUUAUAACUUUUAUUUUAAUUUUGCGUCUAACUUACGUUUUUAAAUGUUGUGAAUUGGUUAAUACUUCGGUACUUAUUAAUUUAUUUAAAAAGGGUAAUGUAUCAGUAUUUAGUUACACCUUACUUCCAAUUGCAUGCAUAUUGUGAUAAACAAGUAUAUUGUUAUGUUGUAUGUUUAUUUACCAAAGAUUUAUCAGCAAAAGUGCCUUUAUAUAAUUGCACGAAUAAUUUUAUGGUUCGUACGGAAACUGGAAAGAGAAUGUAACAGUAAGAAGAAAGCAAUGAAUAGCAUACUAAAUAAUGGGAUGAAUAUGAAAGUUAAUACUUUCAUACAAUAAUUUAGCGGCUACAAUCAGAACGCAAUAUUUGCUAUCGCAUGUUUUGAAAUAAUUUGAAAAACCGUCACCAUUAGACAUUUGCGCAACUAGCAAGAAAGUGUUCCGUAGCAGUGAUAUUUUUGUAGAAGUAAUUUAUAUUUAUACGAAUUACAUAUUAUUGUUUUAGUAUGCUAUUCAUUGUUUCCUAGAUAGAUAUACAAGAGUUGUUUUUAUAGCAAUAGAAAAGGGUUAUGGGUGUCACGCAAUAAGUAUUGAAUAAAAGGAAGUUAGGGGAUAUUGUACAUUUCGUAGUCUAGUUGUAUAGUUCGUCGAUUUAUUUGAAAUUAUUUAAUAUUGAACAAAUGAUAAACAUGUUGUACAGCUUAGUGUGUGUAUAGUGCAAUUCCAAAAUUUAGCUUCCAUUAAUUAAUGAAUCAUUAAACAUGUCAAAAAAUAUUGUCUUUUAUUUCCCGUAUUAAAUCUAAAAUCAAAUAAAAGUCGGAAAUGUAACAGAAUACUGUAAUUUAUUACAGAUCUAAUCAUUAAAAUUAAAAAUGACUAAGUAAUUUGUUGGUACAUAACAAGUGGAUAUUUAGUUCUAUCUAGUUUCACAUCAGUAUCUCGUGUAAUAAAUAAAACUUACAUUGCAAUUAUUUCAAUAUCGAGGUCUCCUAAAAAUUGGCUAACAAAUAUCACAAGAAAUAUAUCUGUUCCAGUGUCAUGUGUUUCGUUUUUUUUCUUAUAGAUCAUUUUAAUUUUGUCAACAUUUCUAAGA